UUAAGUCCAUCAAGCUCUUCUUGAAGUCCAUGUUACCAAACUAGUGUGUUUACGAAUUUCUCGUGCAUGAUUUAUCAAAAUAGAAUUGUGAAUUUUAUUAGUUUCGGUUUAAUUAUUUAAAACAUGUGAACAAUUGUUUUGUGAUUUGAAUUUUUAUGAAUUGUUGAGCAGCAGAAUGGAUCAAAAAAGUAUUAAAAGAGGAAAAGUAUGUUGUAAUCCCUUUUCGAUACAUGGUCGAAGAAAACAUAACCUCUGCGGAAUAACACCAGUUUUGUGUAAACGUUUCGCUUUCUUAAAUGGCCAUAAAAAUAUUUGUUCAAGUUGCAGAACUACUUGUUAUGAUAGGGAACGAAAAAAUCGUGUUAAAAAUUUGGAGAAUGUUUCUGAUGAAUUUCAGUCCAAUUCUGUUUUGGCAGAAAACCAUUCUCAUACUUCUAUGGAUGAAUUUCAACAAGUUUUGAAAAAUCCCGAAGAAGUAGAAGCGGAAGAAAUACAUUUUAAAAGAAAAGAAAAUAUCAGUUCUGCAUUGGGGACUCUAUUUAAAGAAUUUCAUUUGAAACCGGUUGAUUCCAUAGAUUUGUCAGUUCCAGGAGCCGCGGAAAAAAAAUUUGAUGUUUUAAUAGAAGAAAUAAAAAAAUUUUUCAUAAAAGAUUACAAGUUCGAUUCUACUGAAAAAUGCAGAUAAGAUUUAAUUAUUAACAGUAUUGACAAUUUCCUGGACAGCGAGACAAAUAGCAAAAUAAAUUGCUCCAAUAUUUAACAAGUGAAGCUAAACAGCUGCAACUAGAGCAUGGAAUUUUUACACGUCCAGAACCAAAACACAAUUCUUUGCGCUUAUCAGACUUAUCUCCAUCAAAGGGAAUGGAUUAAAAUUACAAUUUCAAAAACGUAUGAUUUUAUACAAUCUGAACAAUAACUGUCAAAACAGUUGUAAUCUCCAAUCAAAUACAUCUAAUUGCUUGUGUAAAUAUUUAUAAUAUUGUAAUAAAAAGAUGGUUGUAAUAAAAAGAUCUGUUCUUCA
Molecule: messenger RNA, 1021 nt
Organism: Leptopilina boulardi
Lineage: Eukaryota; Metazoa; Arthropoda; Insecta; Hymenoptera; Figitidae
Exons: 2
Coding region: 176-685 (169 amino acids)
Source: RefSeq, a predicted model, not a curated record